AUGUGUGGAGGAAAAAGUGUUACCAUAAAUGGAAAUGACUGGGAAAAUCUGGACAAGGGGCAAAUUCUUGAACAUAAGGACAAUCCACCUUGCUGUGCUUCACCACCAUGUUCUGAGUGUUUCGUCUCUAUCAAGGCUACGGAUCGAGGCAUACCACCAUUGGAAAGCACAGCUUUGCUCAAAGUUUUGCUUACUACAGAGAAUUUACAUGAUCCACAGAUUAAUAUCAGGCUACACCCUUCAAACGUUGAUUUUGCAUUAAUCGAGACUGGAGCUUUAGCGGAUCCAUCACCGAUCUCAAUUGAAUCAGGGAAUGAAGAUAGCAUAUUUGAUCUCAUUGUACAAAAACAAUUUUCGAUACUAAAGUUAACUAAAAAUGCUGAAAAUAUUGAUCGCUCGGAAUUUGAUCUACAGUUCUUGGCCAAGGACGGGCAAACGCCACCAAGGGUGACGAGAAGAUUAUUGAAGGUCUAUAAUGAAGCAAAGUUAACAGCUUCUCCUGUCAUGGUGGAAAAAAAUUUGGCAGUAACAUUACCGGAAAACUCUCCCGUAGGAAGCUUUGUUACUCAAGUGCACACAAACUCGUCCAAUUGCCGCUUUUUCCUGUCUGGUACCACCCCUUUUCAUGUGGACGAGUUGAGCGGUAAGACGGUCUAG
Molecule: messenger RNA, 657 nt
Organism: Cylicostephanus goldi
Lineage: Eukaryota; Metazoa; Nematoda; Chromadorea; Rhabditida; Strongylidae
Source: the annotation of a GenBank genome assembly